AUGGAAGUCGAUGACUGCCCCGAAUCUUGCACCAUGAUAAUCAAGAAAGUCGUGGUCAACGCGACCAUCAUGAAACAAUUUCCACAAUUUAAUGGACACCGCGUCCUUCUGGUCGACACGCCUGGUUUCAACAGAACGGAAGCAAGCGAUAGCGAGACGCCUAAUGGUUGCGAGCUUGGAGGAGUUAUAUUCCUGCACGACAUAUCAAACGAUCGAGUCACAGGGAUUAAUUUCGUAGGAGACUCCAUAAGCAGGGAAUUUGCAACCCUUAGCGUCGUCCUAGGGUUUACCAAAGGGGCAAAGAUUUCAUCACAGAAGAUUACGCAUAGAAUCGAUAACUUAAAAGAAGGAUAUUGGAAGGAUGUGAUUGUUAACGGGGCGAUUGUCGAGAGGAUCGAUCACCGCAACGACUCGGAGAGUGCGAGAGCUGUGAUACAAGCAAUAUUGAGAGCAUACCUCGACAAGUGUGCCCGAAAGAUAGUAAUACCAGUUGUAGGCAUGGCAGGCGCUGGAAAAAGUACCCUUAUCAACACAAUUCUUGAAACACAGAAUGCGGAGGUCAGACGCGACAAUGGUAAAACAUGUACAAGGGAAACCAAAGAUUAUACGAGCAAUAAUAUCUUCUGGUACCACAGAAGCUGUAUAAUUCACAGUGUGGUUUUUGUGGACACUCCUGGUUUUGUUGACCCCAUCGCCUUUGAUGCGACUGUACACAGCAAAAGCACAGAACAUGCUGACAAAUUAGCCGCUGCUGGGUUUGAUUUCGGGGGCGUUAUAUACGUCCAUGACCUCACUUCGGAAAACGUUCCAGAUGCCUGGAGCAUUUUCCUCUACUUAUUCGAGAAGUAUAAAUCCAGGGGCGCGAGUAAUAUUGCGAUCGUAGCCACAAAAGGAGGAAACUUGCGCGAUACUGCGACUUCAACACAGCGGUUGAAGACGUUGGAGAAAAAUCAAUGGAAACAAUUCAUUCUGCGAAAUAGCCAGGUUUUUGAGGUAGAGAAACUAGGCCACCCUUCAAUCCAGGCGCGCGAAAUAGUCGAUGCAAUUCUGGAGCGCUACCAGCCCACUAGGAAAAGUAGUACGGAUAAUGGGUCCACAAGUCUAUGGGCUUGGUCAGGUUGA
Molecule: messenger RNA, 1122 nt
Organism: Psilocybe cubensis
Lineage: Eukaryota; Fungi; Basidiomycota; Agaricomycetes; Agaricales; Agrocybaceae
Exons: 7
Coding region: 1-1122 (373 amino acids)
Molecular function (GO): GTP binding
Source: RefSeq, a predicted model, not a curated record